Oncorhynchus mykiss (rainbow trout) is the source of this 1014-nucleotide messenger RNA. Lineage: Eukaryota; Metazoa; Chordata; Actinopteri; Salmoniformes; Salmonidae. The record is from RefSeq and is a predicted model, not a curated record.
CACACUAACCCUACCUGUCCUGUCUCGGUCCCCAGUCUCCCUCCCUCUAGUGUGUGUGGUCCGUUCCAGGACCAGGACUGGGUGAUGCAGACUGUAGAUCAGUGGCUAGCCUCCCUUCAGGCCUCUCAACCCCACUCUGCCUGGCUGGCUUGGAUCAUCAACGUUAUACUACACAGUCAAGUCUUCUACUGCCUCCUAACACUCAUAGUACUGGUGGUGAUGUACUUCCUGUGGCAGGUGACUCAGGGUCGUAAACGUCUCAUCGUGUCUCUACGGGAACAGAUCGUCAACGAGGGGAAGGACAAGGCCUUUCUCCUCAGGAGGUUACAGUGUCUACAGAGACAGGGAGCAGGCAGACCUAGACCACAGGUGCACUUCGAGGAGGAGAGACCGACCAGGCCAGAGUCAGGGCAGCUUAGAGAAGAAGCACGCCCUCCUCCCUCCUUCCAACACCCAUCCCACCCCAUGGAGGCCCCCUCCGUGUUUACUCGGCCUCCCUGGGACAGCUCCCCCAGGCUAGGUAGAGCCCAGCCCCCCAGCCCCCGUGGUGGAGCCAGCCCCAGAGGCAGCCCUGGUCGCCGCCGGAUCCCAGCCAGCAGGCAGGCGUGCUGGGUAGAGGAGGAGCGACCAGCCCCUCCCCUUCCAGAUCCACUGUGGCCAGUCAGGGGUAGAGGAUGGCUUCAGGGAAGGCCCCACGGGGGGCCCAGAUUGGAGCCGCUGCCUGCCCGCGAGGUACCCGUCCUGCCUGGGUCGGUGCCUGAGAGCGCCCCCCCUCCCCCACGGAGACCAGGGUCCAGCAGAGCAGAGGUGAACCAGGGACAACAUCAGUCCUAGCUAGACUCAGAGAGAGGAUAGGAGCCCACAUCAACUGUCGGGCUCAGACAUGGCCUGCUUCCAAAAUGCCACCCUAUUCCUUAGGACUCAGGUCAAAUGUAGUGCACUAUGUAGGGAAUAGGGUGCCAUAGAGCUCUGGUCUAAAGUAGUGCACUAUGUAGGGAAUAGGGUGCCAUAGAG